UCAGCGGGCAAGAUGGCGAUCCUGCAGUCAGCACCCGGACAGCUCCGUCUCACACAUCUGAUCUGAACCGCUGUCUUUCGUUUAUAACAGCCGGAGAAUACGCUAUAUGUGGGAUUUGAUGUGCGUGGCUGUCCCGAUGUCAGCGAAUAUCCGCUCCUGCUGGUUGGGAGUGCUGUGCGUUUGGUCACAGAGAGCUUUAAGGGCUGGAUGGAGUGGCCGUCCUAACGGAAUGGGGCCGGCGAGCCGCUUUGGGUUUGGCGCAGAGGCGCUGUAGCGGGGAGAGCCAUUUAAACAGUACCACGGCAUCACCCCUGAUACAGGAACACAGCUGCGUCUAGGCGCAAUUUAUUUUCACCACGAUCGGGCCGAAUGGGGAAAGAUCGGGGGAGAACUGCGACUGUUCGCUGUCUCGCCAACCGCAGCCGCUAACACAGAGCAUAAGAGGGGGUAGAUCCACUCCCAUCCACCCAGUAAUCCGGCGCGUUCAGCGAAAAUGGAGCAUCAACCGCACCAGCGGUGUCUUUGAAUCGGGGGGAAAUGCAAUGUCUUUCGCGAACACUGUUUUCCGUUUCUGUUUCAAACGGACAAUAGCCGUCUUUAAAUGGUCACAGGCUAACAGCUAAACCAAGAAGAGGAGGAUGUCCGCCACUCUGUUUCUGCUGGUCAUGACUUCUUCGUUUUUCAACCCCAGCUUCGCCUUCAGUUCUCAUUUCGACUCAGAUGGAGCCCCUCUGAGCGAGCUCUCCUGGUCCUCCUCCCUGGCGGUGGUGGCUGUUUCCUUCUCCGGCCUCUUCACCUUCAUCUUCCUCAUGCUGGCCUGCCUGUGCUGUAAGAAGGGGGAGAUCGGCUUCAAGGAGUUUGAGAAUGCUGAGGGAGAGGAGUACCACACCGACCUCUCCACCCUAAACUCCCCCGUCUCCCAGAGCAGCGCUGACAUCUACAUCCUGCCACUCAGCGACGUGUCACUUCCUGCAUCCCAGCAGCCCCCGCCAUCAAUCCAGCUGCUGAAGCCCACAGAUGUGGGCCGGAGGAGCCUGCUGUAUGUGAAGGAGCUGGGACACGGCUGGUUUGGAAAGGUGCUUCUCGGGGAGGUGAACUCCGGAUCGGACUCCAAGCAAGUUGUGAUUAAGGAGCUGAGGGCAAGUGCCAGUGUGCAGGACCAGAUCCACUUCCUGGAGGAAGCACAGCCCUACCGUGUGCUCCUGCACCCCGGCCUCCUCCAGUGCCUGGCCCAGUGCGCAGAGACCACACCCUACCUGCUCAUCAUGGAGUUCUGCCCUUUGGGAGACCUGAAAGGCUACCUGCGCAGCUGCAGGGCAGCAGAUUCCAUGACCCCUGACCCCUUGAUCCUCCAGCGAAUGGCGUGUGAGAUCUCCUCUGGGCUUCUGCAGAUGCACAAACACAACUUCAUCCACAGUGACCUGGCCCUGAGGAACUGCCUGCUGACCUCUGACCUCACAGUGAAGAUUGGAGACUACGGCCUUUCCCACAGCAAGUACAAAGAAGAUUACUUUGUGACACCAGACCAGCUGUGGGUUCCAUUGCGCUGGAUUGGUCCAGAGCUCAUCGAUGAGGUCCACGGAAACCUGCUAUUGGUGGAUCAGACCAAACCCAGUAAUAUCUGGUCUCUGGGGGUGUCGCUGUGGGAGAUGUUUGAGUUGGGGAACCAGCCCUACAGACACUACAGCGAUCAGCAGGUGCUCACCUACGCCCUGAAGGAGCAGCAGCUCAGACUGCCCAAACCGCUGCUGGAGCUCCCGCUGUCCAACCGCUGGUACGAGGUGAUGCAGUUCUGUUGGCUGCCUCCGGAGCAGAGGCCCAAUGCAGAGGAGGUGCACCUCCUGCUGGCGUACCUGUGUGCACGGGGAGCAAGCCAGGCUGAGGACGACUUUGAGAAGCGGUGGAACUCCCUGCGGCCCAACGGGGGCCCGGCCCCGCCCCCUGUCUCCUCCUUCCCCCUCCUGCAGCACCUCCCCCAGCACCCGGAGCCCGGCGACGACGUCCUGACCGUCACGCAGACCAGCCGCGGCCUCAACUUUGAGUGCCGUUGGGAGCAGGCCCGGACCCAGCCCCCGGGAGGCCCCAGGUAUCCCGCUGCCCUGGGCCUGUCCCCCUCCUACUACCAGCCCCAGCCACUGCCCCUAAGGGCCCCGAGCCCGUCGCUAGGCAGCGAGUACUACCUGCGUCUGGAGUAUCCCUCCUGCCCCUACAGCCCGGAGGGCCAGGGCAGCACCGGCAGUGGAGACUCCGGAGAGUGCCUGGGCUGCCCCGCCCUCCCGCAGCCUGACUCCUAUUGGUCAGCAGACAUCCGCAAGGCGGCCGCGUAUGACUGGGACUCCAGCCCCACCCUCUCCCUCACCACAGAGCCCCUCCUGGGGGGGGAACCCUGCUGUAGUCCCACCCACUCAUGGGAGACAGGCCCCACCCAUCCCUGCUCCAGCCCCACCCACCCCUGGGACAUUGGCCCCGCCCACCCCUGCUCCAGCCCCACCCACCCUGGCCGGCUGUGGGAGACAGGCCGCUACGUCUCAUAUAAAGACCGUGAUGGCGGCUACUACUACGAGCCCCCAGCCUCCCUGGAGCUGGAUCCCUACCUGACAGAGCCCCCCCAGGAGAGCUGGGGCUCCAGGAGCCUGCGGCAGGCCCUGGGGGAGCUGGAGAACCCACUGGGCAUCUCCCCCUCCAUUUGCAGCCCAGCCCUGGGCUACCACAGCGCCCCCUACCUGCAGAGCAAGACCGCUGUCACUGCGGCGGCCUGUUACUACAGCACCAUGGAGCCCCUGUGGAACACCAUGCCCCGCGUGGCCAGGGGGGGCUCUCAUCACCACGCCAACCCCCAGUUCACCCCCCCAGGCUGGGCCUCCAACCGCUCGGCCAACAACAACAGCCUGCAGUCCCACCCCCAGCCACCGGGGGCAACCUUGCACCACCUCCACUAUACCAUGCCCCCCGCUAGCGUGGAGGACUCCUGGCCCCUGAGGGAGCACAUGGGGAGCCACUCUCCCCUGCCCACCUCCAGAGAGAGACACGCCCACCCCCACCUGUGUCCUGAGGCGCCCCGCCUCCACACAGAGGAGGGGCCGCAGUUCAUCGACCCGCUAACGGGUGUCAUGGUCCGCAGCUACGCCCGCCAUCAGGAGCUGGAGAAGAGCUUGCCUCCUGCACCCAGAGUGGGCUCUGUUCAGGGUGGGGUGGUCCUCAGGGGCCAGGCUUGGGCCCCCCACCCUGGGGCCCCCGGAGAGCCGGCCUCGGACAGCGGGGUGGACCCGGGCAGCUCCAGCAUCAGCCUGGUGGAGCUGUGUGACUGCAGCGACGAUGACGACAUCACCGACAUCACCUCGGGCGUGUUCGGCGAUGUCCCCGCCGGGGGCAGUGAUUCUGGGGAGAGGGGGACCCCAAAUCUGAGCCCCGUCCAGAAGCAGGCGGGGACCCCAGAUUCCAUCGAGUCCAUUGAGCUGCAUCCAAGCCCUGACCCCCUCCCUCCCACCCCCCACAGCUCCGCCCCUUUCCCUCCGCCUCUCGACAGCGGCUACGACACGGAGAAUAACGAGUCGCCUGAGUUUGUGCUGAAGGAGCCGUCCGACCUGCGCGAGACAGGUGGCUCAGCCCCGCCCGCCCCCAGCGAUGUGACCCCGCCCCCCGUCACUGAGCUGCAGCUGUGUGAGAACAGGCCAUACAGAGACUCCGCCUACUUCUCCGACUGCGAGGCCGAAGGUGGGGGCACUACACUGGGGGUGGAGCCUGUGGCGAUCACGCCCCCAGAGGAGCUCUGUUCCCUAGAGACGGCGAGUGAGCUUCCCUCUCAAAGCCAGGAGGAGGAGUCUCCCGCAGAGCGCCCCGCCCCCUCUGCCUCCGCCCAGCGUACUAUGGGGGCGGAGCUCCUGCAUGAAGGCCCCGCCUCUGAAUGGAACAGAGAUGCAAUGCGGUUGGAUGAGAAGAAGCAGGAGGCUGAGGAACGGGGGGAGGAAAAGGAGAUGCAAGUUGUGAAGGACAUGAAAGAGGAGGAGGUAGAGGAAGAAAAAGAAGUAAAAAAGGUGGAAGAGGGAGAGAUAGUGAAUGAGGUGGAGUGGGUCACAGAAGAGGUGGAGGAGGAGGCAAAUGAAGUAAAAGAGGAGGUUGUGGUAAAGAAGGACAUAAAAGAAGCAGGGGAGGUAAAAGAGCAGGAAAAGGAGGAGGUGGAAGGAGAGGUAGAGACAGAUGUGAAGGAGGAAAAUGAGAUUGGAGAGGAAGUUGAGGACGUAAAGGAAGAGGUAGAAGUAAUGAUAGAGGAGGACGAGCAAGAUGACGGAGAUAUGAUGACAGAGGCUGAGCUAGUGAUGGAGGAACAGGAAGAGGUGAAGAAAGAAGAGAAUGCAGCAGAGAUGCAGGAGGAGGAAGAGGAGGACAUAAUAGCAGAGGUAGAGAUGGAUGUAAAAGAGGUUAAGGGAGUGAAAGAGGGAGAGAUUAGAGAUGAGGUAAAGGAGGAGGAGAAGGUAGAGAUGGAUGUAAUGACAGAGGUUAAGGGAGUGAAAGAGGGAGAGAUUAGAGAUGAGGUAAAGGAGGAGGAGAAGGUAGAGAUGGAUGUAAUGACAGAGGUUAAGGGAGUGAAAGAGGGAGAGAUUAGGGAGGAGGUAAAGGAGGACACUGCAGGUGCCCUGACGGAGGAGGCGUUUGGGGGUGUGGGUUUGUCCCCGCUGGGGGGCAGGGUCUCCCCGGGCGCUGGGGAGGAGGGUGACUCUGAGGACAGCGAGGGGUCGGAUGAGGAGGUGCGCAGCCACAGCGCUGCGGAGAGCGAGGAGGAGGACCCUGAGGAGUGCGAGGAGGAGGACCCUGAGGAGUGCGAGGAGGAGGACCCUGAGGAGUGCAAGGUGGUCCCCCUGGUGGUGAGCGAUGGCAGACACGCCUGCCACCUCCGCAGUGUCCUCCGCUCCCUGUCCCCCACGCAGGAGCGCAAGGCCAAGACUGUGUCCUUCUUCAGCGAUGUCACCGUCUACCUGUUCGACCAGGAGAGCCCAACGCAGGAGCUAGCAGAGCCAGGCCUCCCCGUGGGAGCAGAGCCAGGCCCAGAGGGACCCGCAGCACCGCCCAACCAAGAAAGAGUCUCUGAUGACUCAUCAGAUGGGAACCUAUCAGAAGAGAGCGGAGGGCUGGAGUGGGAGGAUGAUUUCCCCUUAUUGCCCAGGCCUUCUUUGAUGAUGUCAUCUCCCGAGGUGCCGCCAGCGCGGUUCUCAGGCUUCAGUGUCUCCCGCUUCUCCCUCACCCACGUCUCCGACUCCGACAUGGACUCUGCUGGAGGGAGUAGUGAAGAUGGGGAGAGGGAGUGAGGGAGAGUG
Conger conger (European conger) is the source of this 5312-nucleotide messenger RNA. RefSeq names its product apoptosis-associated tyrosine kinase b (gene lmtkb). The transcript has 14 exons. NCBI's taxonomy places the organism in Eukaryota, Metazoa, Chordata, Actinopteri, Anguilliformes, Congridae. The coding region runs from base 639 to 5303 and encodes 1554 amino acids. Gene Ontology annotation, biological process: brain development; peptidyl-tyrosine autophosphorylation. Gene Ontology annotation, molecular function: ATP binding; protein tyrosine kinase activity. The record is from RefSeq and is a predicted model, not a curated record.